AUGCUGCAUUAUCACAAUGUCGCGGGAACAAUCAAAUGCCGGUUGUUCCCCACGAAUUUGAGAAAGGAUGCGAUUGAAUGGUACAAAAGUCUCGCUCCGGGGUCAAUUACCUGCUUACGAAAUCUAAAGAACCAAUUCAUCAGUUCGUCCACUGCUUCGCGACGGCACCCAAACAUCGAAACAGCCCUCGAGGCCAUCGUCCAGAGACACGACGAGACCCUGAGGGAAUUUAUUGAUCGGUUCAACCGGGAGGCCAUCCAGGUCCCCUGUACCGAUCACAUGAAGAGAUACCUGCUCGAGAAGGGGCUCUUCUCGGGCACAAAAUUCAGAAAGGCCGUAGGCAUCGAACCGCCCCGAACAUUCGAUGCCCUCCUCGAGAAAGCCAGAGCCUACAUGGACUACGAGGAGAGGGAAGCGACCAACAUAGCCAGGGACCCCAGGAAUCGCGGAUCUACCAGCCAUCCGUGA
Vicia faba (fava bean) is the source of this 468-nucleotide messenger RNA. NCBI's taxonomy places the organism in Eukaryota, Viridiplantae, Streptophyta, Magnoliopsida, Fabales, Fabaceae. The record is from the annotation of a GenBank genome assembly.